Momordica charantia (bitter melon) is the source of this 1542-nucleotide messenger RNA. RefSeq lists its product as uncharacterized. The record is from RefSeq and is a predicted model, not a curated record. Gene Ontology annotation, cellular component: cytosol. Gene Ontology annotation, molecular function: protein-folding chaperone binding. NCBI's taxonomy places the organism in Eukaryota, Viridiplantae, Streptophyta, Magnoliopsida, Cucurbitales, Cucurbitaceae.
GCGGAGCCUGGAUUUUGUACCAUUUCGAAAAAGCAACUCAUUUUUCUACUUAUUUAAAAAGUUUUUUUUUUUCUCUCUUUUUGGUGAAAUAAAAACCCUAAAUUUUGGGUUGAAGGAGGAAGGGAAGUGAAAGAUAAUUCUGGAACUUUCUACGGGUUUGCUCAAUCUGCUUAUUUGCAGAAAAUCCAACUUUAAAUCCUUGAAGAAAAUCUACAGGGAGGAGGAGGAGGAGGAACUGAAGAGGAAGUGAAAGGGCAAUGGGAAUCGACUAUUACAAGGUUUUACAAGUUGAUCGAAAUGCCAAAGAUGACGAUUUGAAGAAGGCUUACAGAAAGCUCGCCAUGAAAUGGCAUCCCGACAAGAACCCAAAUAACAAGAAAGAAGCGGAGGCCAAAUUCAAGCAGAUCUCCGAAGCUUACGAGGUUCUUAGCGAUCCCCAGAAGAAAGAAAUCUACGAUCAAUACGGUGAAGAGGGUCUAAAGGGUCAGGUGCCGCCGCCCGAUGCCGGUGGCUCCGGCGGAGCUUCCUUCUUUUCUACUGGCGACCGGUCGACAACAUUUAGAUUCAAUCCGAGAAACGCCGAAGACAUUUAUGCGGAAUUUUUUGGGUCUGCAAGUCCGUUUGGAGGAAUGGGAGGGGCUCCAAGGUUUCCGACUAGCAUUUUUGGUGAUGAUAUAUUUACAUCGUUUAGAGAAGGAGGAGGAGGAUCCAUGAACCACCAAGCUGCUUCUCGUAAAGCUCCUCCAAUUGAGAAUAAAUUGCCUUGUAGCCUUGAAGACUUGUACAAAGGAACUACCAAGAAAAUGAAAAUUUCUAGAGAAGUUUCCGACACAAGCGGGAGGAUUGUACCAGUGGAAGAGAUAUUAACGAUCGAUAUAAAGCCGGGUUGGAAGAAAGGAACAAAGAUCACAUUCCCAGAGAAAGGGAAUGAGCAGCCUAAUGUGAUACCUGCAGAUCUUGUUUUCAUCAUUGAUGAGAAACCGCAUGGUGUGUUCACUCGUGAUGGAAACGACCUAAUUGUCACACAAAAAAUAUCGCUGGCCGAGGCAUUGACUGGUUACUCCGUGCAUCUCACUACCUUGGAUGGUAGAAGUCUAACGAUCCCAAUCAACAAUGUUAUCAGUCCAACCUACGAAGAGAUUGUCCCGAGAGAAGGAAUGCCGAUGCAGAAAGAUCCAACAAAGAAGGGGAACUUAAGAAUCAAAUUUAACAUCAAGUUCCCAUCAAGGCUGACUACAGAGCAGAAGGCUGGGAUUAAGAAACUCUUGGGUCAGUAAGAUUGUGAUUCGUUGGCUUGGUUUUCCAAGGAACCGCUCAUUGCUAAUAUACAGUGUUUGAAAAUUUUGCUAAGGGGCCAACUUCUUGUUUUUUUGUAAUCAAGGAAACCUUAUUUGCUUUUCGUUCGUAAAUAUAUUUAUUUCCAUAGGGCUACUCCGAGUCGAUUCUUUAGUUGUGCAGUAAUCUUUGCCUGAAGUAGGUGAAUGCUUGCCAUAAUGUACCAACAUUCAAAAGCUGGAGAGACCUGGUUCUGAAGAUUCUGAA